ACUCCCUCCCAUAUUUUGUCCUUUAAAGAUUCACAAUUCUUCUCCAUAUACCCAUAACCCAUAAGAAUAAAAAUCAAAAUCUCUCUUUUUUCUUUCCUUUUGUCUUUGUUUCUUGAGUACUUAUUAUUGUUAUUAUUAUUGGGUUGUGAUUAUAUGGAGAUGAUAUCUUGCCUUUUGUCCUGACAAGAAGCAAGAGGUCCCUUUUGUGUCAGAAGAAAAUCUCCAACUUCAAAUCUCCCAAGCUCAUUUGUCCCUCUUCAAUUAUUCAUACCCAUAAAGUGACUUAUGUCAGAGAGUUAGUUAGUACUAGGAUUCAACACAGGAUAAAAAUUCACAUACUCAAACCCUAUCUUGUUUUCUUUCUCUUCUUCUAGCCAUGACUUCAAUCUACCAAAUUAACUCUGCUACAAGAAUCAGGUUUGCUCGUAGAUUUCUCAUUUCCCUUUCCAGGAUGAGAAGAGCUAGUACACUUGGUCCUCCUUCUGACGAGGAAAUUCGCACAAGAACGCGUAGGAUAAGGAUUGUUUCUUAUUCUUCGAUGGCUUUUGCUGUUGGGUCCAGCAGGGCUUGGAGCCGAGCACUUGUUUUGAAGAUAAGAAAUCGAGCGAGGUUCCGUGGAAUUUUGAGAAAUAAAUGCUUGGCUUCCAAGAAAAAAAGGGUUAUCAAAAGACAUAAGGUUUCAAGAGAGAUGAGCAAGACUGAUAUGCUUCGAAGGCUGGUUCCUGGAGGGGCAGGUAUGGGUAUUUGUGGGUUGUUAGAGGAAACUGCACAUUAUAUGACAUGCCUUGCCACUCAGGUUAAGGUGAUGCAAAGUAUAGCAGAUCACUACUCCAAAUGAUCAUGUAUUGGAAAUUAAAGGAAAGAAUUGAAACAAAGAAUAAUAUAUAAUUAAAACAAGCUGUGUACGUACGUAUAGAGACAACGAAAAGAAUCAAGAAUUGGAGUGGAAAUUAACUGGUGAGUAUAUAUCUAUAUAUCUACAAGAAAACUUCAAUAGGUUUGGUAUACUUGUGUAGAUCAAUCAACAGUGUGAGGAAACUGAUACAAAAUGAGUUUUUUCUUGUAUGAGUUUUCGUUUUCUUGUACAUAGAUAUAUAAACUCUGACAGAUCUAAUCUUA
Messenger RNA from Hevea brasiliensis (rubber tree), 1119 nucleotides. Its product is annotated as transcription factor IBH1. The transcript has a single exon. The record is from RefSeq and is a predicted model, not a curated record. The coding region runs from base 377 to 838 and encodes 153 amino acids. Gene Ontology annotation, biological process: regulation of DNA-templated transcription. Lineage: Eukaryota; Viridiplantae; Streptophyta; Magnoliopsida; Malpighiales; Euphorbiaceae.